AUGUUACUACCAAUACGAGAAGGAGUAAAGCCUGGAAUUGCUUCUAAUCCUAGCAAAAGACAUCGUGAACGAUUGAACAGUGAAUUGGAAAUUGUUGCUGCAUUAUUACCGUAUGAACAAAACGUUAUUUCAAGGUUAGACAAACUUAGCGUAUUACGAUUAGCUGUUAGUUAUCUGCAAAUUAAAGCACAUUUUCAAGGUUAG
This is a messenger RNA of Loa loa (African eye worm), 204 nucleotides long. RefSeq lists its product as hypothetical. NCBI's taxonomy places the organism in Eukaryota, Metazoa, Nematoda, Chromadorea, Rhabditida, Onchocercidae. Gene Ontology annotation, biological process: regulation of transcription by RNA polymerase II. The coding region runs from base 1 to 204 and encodes 67 amino acids. The record is from RefSeq and is a predicted model, not a curated record. Gene Ontology annotation, molecular function: transcription cis-regulatory region binding; protein dimerization activity; nuclear receptor activity. The transcript has 3 exons. Gene Ontology annotation, cellular component: aryl hydrocarbon receptor complex; nucleus.